AGAAAAGAAAAAUGAUUGUUGUUUAAAAGUAGGUUGCUAAUUCGUGAGAUGCUAAUCCGAAGUUUAAAUUAUUAAACAAACAAUUGCACAUUCAGUCAAGCAGAUUUAAAACCGGUAUUAUGCUCGUAUUUAGCCAAGAUUUCGAAAAACAAUCGUAAAUUAUAUUAAGCGCACUGAAAAGUUAACUUUCAUCGGUUUAGAGCUUUGUUAUAACAGUUGUAAUUCAAAAUUCGAAUGCCACGGACAUACCAAGAUGGUUCGGAUCAUUUUGACAUUUGUUUUUUUAACUUUCGUCUCGGCAAAGGCUAAGGACCAGAAAGGAUUUUUAACGGCUUUAGAAGAAAAAUUGGAAAAUAAAUUGGUGUCUUACGGUUACGAUUUUGCAAAGUGGAUAGAAAAUGUGAACGAUAGGCGUUUGGGUAACAGUGAGUUGGGGAAGAUGCUUAAUUAUCAAGAAAUGAAGCCAAAAUUCAAUAAGAUUGGAAAGUCUCGCGGCAUGAAGAAGCUUUCAAUGGUGCUACUGCCGAUCAUCUUCCACGUGGGCGCGGCGUCCACCUGGUUCCUGCUCACCGCGCUCAUGGCCACCAAGUCUGUGGCCAUCGGCAUCUUGCUGUUAGUCUUUAAGAUUGCCGUCAGUUCCGCUAAGGUGGCAUCGUUUUUCACGGCCUGGAAACAUAAACAUCUUCAUUCGGAACAUUCGUGGUCGCCGCAUUUCGAGCAUGGUCAUCGUCGCAUGAUAGAUGCUGGUACCCACAGUUUGCCUUAUCUCUCCUACAAUCCUGAUUGGAACACGGAGUACAACACUUUGUCAACUAGCUUCGUCCCUGAACCAUACCACGGAAGCAACUUCAAAGAUAGUAUCGAAAAGAAGUCAUAA
Molecule: messenger RNA, 877 nt
Organism: Bicyclus anynana (squinting bush brown)
Lineage: Eukaryota; Metazoa; Arthropoda; Insecta; Lepidoptera; Nymphalidae
Exons: 5
Coding region: 254-877 (207 amino acids)
Source: RefSeq, a predicted model, not a curated record